Rattus rattus (black rat) is the source of this 2278-nucleotide messenger RNA. It is a transcript of the gene Eno2, whose product is annotated as enolase 2. The coding region runs from base 123 to 1427 and encodes 434 amino acids. Lineage: Eukaryota; Metazoa; Chordata; Mammalia; Rodentia; Muridae. The transcript is spliced from 12 exons. The record is from RefSeq and is a predicted model, not a curated record. Gene Ontology annotation, molecular function: phosphopyruvate hydratase activity; magnesium ion binding. Gene Ontology annotation, biological process: glycolytic process. Gene Ontology annotation, cellular component: phosphopyruvate hydratase complex.
CCCACCCCCCGCCCGCGCUGGGAGCCGCAGCCGCCGCCGCUCCUGCUCUCUCUGCGCCGCCGCCGUCACCACCGCCACCGCCACCGGCUGAGUCUGCAGUCCUCGAGGAGAUCCCAGCCAUCAUGUCUAUACAGAAGAUCUGGGCCCGAGAGAUCUUGGACUCCCGUGGGAAUCCCACCGUGGAGGUGGAUCUCCAUACUGCCAAAGGUCUUUUCCGGGCUGCAGUCCCCAGUGGGGCCUCCACUGGCAUCUAUGAGGCCCUGGAGCUAAGGGAUGGGGACAAACAGCGUUACUUAGGCAAAGGUGUCCUGAAGGCUGUGGACCACAUCAACAGCACCAUCGCACCGGCCCUCAUCAGCUCAGGCCUCUCUGUGGUGGAGCAGGAGAAGCUGGACAACCUGAUGCUGGAGUUGGAUGGGACUGAGAACAAAUCCAAGUUUGGGGCCAAUGCCAUCCUGGGUGUGUCCCUGGCCGUGUGCAAGGCUGGGGCAGCCGAGAAGGACUUGCCCCUCUAUCGCCACAUCGCUCAACUGGCUGGGAACUCCGACCUCAUCCUGCCCGUGCCGGCCUUUAAUGUGAUCAACGGUGGCUCUCAUGCUGGGAACAAGUUGGCCAUGCAGGAGUUCAUGAUCCUCCCAGUGGGUGCCGAGAGCUUUCGGGAUGCCAUGCGACUUGGGGCCGAGGUGUACCACACACUCAAGGGGGUCAUCAAGGACAAGUACGGCAAGGAUGCCACUAAUGUGGGGGAUGAAGGCGGCUUUGCCCCCAAUAUCCUGGAGAACAGCGAAGCUUUGGAGCUGGUGAAGGAAGCCAUCGACAAGGCUGGCUACACGGAAAAGAUGGUGAUUGGUAUGGAUGUGGCUGCCUCUGAGUUUUACCGCGAUGGCAAAUACGACUUGGAUUUCAAGUCUCCCGCUGACCCUUCCCGAUGCAUCACUGGGGACCAGCUUGGGGCACUCUACCAGGACUUUGUCCGGAACUAUCCUGUGGUCUCCAUUGAAGACCCAUUCGACCAGGAUGACUGGGCAGCUUGGUCCAAGUUCACAGCCAACGUCGGCAUCCAGAUAGUGGGUGAUGACCUGACGGUGACCAACCCCAAGCGCAUCGAGCGGGCAGUGGAGGAGAAGGCCUGCAACUGUUUGCUGCUCAAGGUCAACCAGAUCGGCUCAGUCACAGAAGCCGUCCAAGCGUGCAAGCUGGCCCAGGAGAAUGGCUGGGGGGUUAUGGUGAGUCAUCGCUCUGGAGAAACGGAGGACACGUUCAUUGCAGACCUCGUAGUGGGACUGUGUACAGGUCAGAUCAAGACUGGUGCCCCAUGCAGAUCUGAACGUCUGGCGAAGUACAACCAGCUCAUGAGGAUUGAAGAGGAGCUGGGGGAGGAGGCUCGCUUCGCGGGACACAACUUCCGGAAUCCCAGUGUGCUGUGACCCCCUGCUUGCCUGAACACCGGAACAUCAUCUCAUUCUCCUGGAGCCUCUUUCUUGCUGUCCCGACCCGCCAUAGUUACCUUGAUACCUGGAGCCCCAAGUCACCCAGAACACCUCGACUCACCUGCUCUGGCUGUUCUUGGCUUCCACAACCCCUUGCUGUCUCUACUCUUCCUCCUCUCUGGGCCCCAUUUUUGGGGGGAUUCCAGUCUGCCCACUUUCCCUUCUAUCCUCUCUAAUCUUAAAAAAAAAAAAAAAAUGACGACUAGAAGAAGCGGGUCCACAGAAGAACCGCCAGCGGCUGACAGGAGCUUCAGGAUUGGUGUGUUGGGGCGUUUAAAGUAGGGCCACGUGGCACGUGUGCGUCCCCACCGUCCAUGGUGUGUUAAGCCUUGAACUAUGCACAGAGCUGGUGUUUGGGGAGUGCUGGAAGUGUGUGUUCACAUUUGUUUGUUUGUUUAUUUAUUUAUUUAUUCACUUAUUUAUUUCUCAGCCUGUCAGUCGUCUGCCAUUACUCUACAGUCUGAAAGCAUCAGUAUUUUCAUGUGGUUCCAUUCCAAGAUGACCUAGGAUGGGAGGUUUUGUUAGCAUGGGAAAGGUCACAGAAAGGGGCCUUAGCAAUGGUUUUUCAUUUGGUGCACUAACUGAAGCUCGGUACUUUACAGAAUGGGGCUGUGUACCCGGGGGACUUUUCUCCUAUAACUCUCUCCCCAGCCCUAGGUUCCUCAGUCUUUUUCUCCGGCUGCACCAGAGCGCUGCCUCACUCCCCCGUGCCAUGUCCCACAGUUGCCACUGUCUCUGUGGCUUUGAAAUGACCACCACCAUUAAAGUCUGAAUCACAGUGCACACCA